AUGCGGAGGUGCAAGUCUAAUGCUUUUGAAUGGCAUGUGCCUGCCGAUCGAUACCACUGGAAUCGGUUAAAAUUGGCCUUACCUGAUUUGAAAGAAAUUGGCAUCGAUAAAAUAUGGAUUCCCCCGGGCUGCAAGGGAAUGGAUCCUUGUGGUAAUGGUUAUGAUAUCUAUGACAUCUAUGACCUUGGGGAGUUCGAUCAGAAAGGGUCAAUCUCAACCAAGUGGGGCACUAGACAAGACCUUGAAGAAUUGGUGCGCCAAGCGCAUUAUUUGGGCAUUGAUAUCAUUUGGGAUGCUGUACUCAACCAUAAGGCAGGGGCAGAUUUUCCAGAAAAGUUUGAGGCUAUCGAAGUAGAUCCCAAGAGACGUGAUAUUGAGCUCUCCAAACCUCUAGAGGUAAAUGGCUGGGUUGGCUUUGAAUUUAGUGGUCGUGGAGAUAUCUACAGUUCCAUGAAAUAUCAUUGGCAGCAUUUCAAUGGGGUUGACUGGGAUGACAAACGCAAGAAGCAAGCCAUUUACAAAAUCCAUGCAUCUAACAAGGAUUGGGCAACUGAUGUCUCGAUGGAAAAUGGAAACUAUGACUAUCUGAUGUUUGCUAAUCUAGAUCUUUCGCAUGCUGAAGUUCGUGAAGAUCUUCUCAAAUGGGGAACUUGGAUCACAAGUAGCUUGUCUCUCGGUGGAAUGAGAUUGGAUGCUGCUAAACAUUUCUCUGCCGGAUUUCAAAAAGACUUCGUGGAACAUAUCCGGAAAACGACCAAUUCCUAUUUCUUCGUGAUUGGGGAAUAUUGGACGGGCGAUAUCAAAGCACUCCUGAAGUACUUGGAGACCCUGGAUUAUCAAGUUGCGGCUUAUGACGUCCCUCUACUCGAAAACUUCUCAAAACUUUCACUCGCUCCGGGAGCUGACCUCCGGAGUGUUUUCAAAAACACAUUGGUCGAAAGUAAACCCGACCAUUCAGUGACCAUUGUUUCGAAUCAUGAUACUCAACCUGGACAAAUGCUGGAAACUCCAGUAGCCUCUUCAUUCAAAUUGCUAGCAUAUGCCUUGAUUUUGCUCCGUAAAGGAGGCCAUCCUUGCGUAUUCUAUGGCGACAUGUAUGGAAUACGAGCCAACGUUGAGAGCCCGAUGGUGCCAUCGUGCAAAGGCAAAAUCCCACUCCUCACCCAGGCUCGAAAGCUGUUUGCCUAUGGCGAACAAGAAGAUUAUUUCGACAAACCUAAUUGCAUCGGUCUGAGUUUUCUGUCGUCUUAUUUUCUCUUGGAACGUGGCAGAGCUAACGACGUCUCAGGAUUUGUUCGUUAUGGGAACGCCUAUCACCCCUCCGGUCUGGCAUGUAUUCUAAGUAAUGCAGGGUCGGCCAAGAAACGAAUGUUCAUUGGUCCACGAAAUACGAACCAGCAGUGGGUCGACAUUCUAGGGAACCAUGCUGCGCCUGUUGUUAUCGACAAAUGGGGUUAUGGGAUAUUCCCUGUCAACGCGAUGAGUGUUAGCGUUUGGGUUGAUUCAGCUGCUUUCGUCGGUCGGACCCUUCAGGAAAAUUUGUACGCCCCCUUUUCAAUCCCCCUAUAUCUCUAG
Molecule: messenger RNA, 1575 nt
Organism: Penicillium macrosclerotiorum
Lineage: Eukaryota; Fungi; Ascomycota; Eurotiomycetes; Eurotiales; Aspergillaceae
Product: alpha-amylase
Exons: 6
Coding region: 1-1575 (524 amino acids)
Biological process (GO): carbohydrate metabolic process
Molecular function (GO): calcium ion binding; hydrolase activity, hydrolyzing O-glycosyl compounds
Source: RefSeq, a predicted model, not a curated record